GUGUGUGCCAGGGCCCCCUUCAGCCUCCUCCAGCCAGGAGGCUGUCUCGUUUCGGCAUGCUUCCCAGAGCGCCCGCAGCCGCGGCUCAAGCUUGCUGCGGCGCAGGUCUCCCGUGGCCCAGACACGCCAAUCAAACUGCUGGUCGAAAGGGCCACCUCGAGUGUGCAGCGCGCGAUGGGCGCCGGCAUGUCGAUACCGCGUAGGGCAAGAGCGUGUGCUUCGGCAAGCUGUGCGGGACGAGCCGUGCUUCCUGUUGCGUUUCCCCUUCCGAUGGCCGCGCAGUGUCAGCCCUUGAAUUUCGAGAAGCAGCAGAAGUUUCACUCAGUUCCCGUGAAUGCGGGACGGAACUCUUCACAAUAUCAUUCGCAUGAUCCCAGCUCCGAAGGUGUGGAACGUGUACUUCUGGAGCCGCCUGCAAUGAUGCAGCAUCAACUCACGAAAGAAAGCAAACGACACAUCGUGCUUUUGGGUUUGACAGGUGCUGGGAAGUCCGCGACGGCGAAUGCGAUAACAUUCUCUCGAGACUUCUUCCACGUGAGUGACUCAAUGGCAAGCGUCACUUCCAAAGUUCAGUACAAGGACUUGAACAAACACAGCUACAGGGCAGUUUUUUUUUCCCCGCAUGGCUUCCUCCCGCAGAGUACCGUGUCAUUGAUACGCCCGGCUUUUUCGACACGGCCAUGACGAAUGAGCGGGUGGGUGAAGCUCUCAAAACUGAGUUCGAUGCGUUGCCUGAGCGGAAUCUUGGAAGGCAGAUUUCCGACGUCGUCGGCGGCCGGAUCGUCUCUAUUGGCCGCUCUCGCGAUCCCAAGGGCAUCUACAAGCAGGUCGAGGACAUGUUUGUUCGGAUCAACUACUGCGCUCUGGAUUGCGAGAUGAUGAAUUUUGAACGUCUCCAGCUGCAGCGACAGCAAGAGUUUGAGGAAACCACCCGUGCUUUGCGUGAAGCGCACGCAAACGAAAAAGAACAGUUACAGUACAAGCUCAGGGAGAUGGAGAUGGAGAUGCGCCAGGCCUCUCACCUGAAUGAUGGAAGGCUCGCGGAAAUCCUCAAAGGAGCUGCUCAAAUCAGCGCAGGAAAUUGUCAAUUCCUUCACGGCUUAGGGGCAGGAGCUGGUCAAUUUAUGCAGGGUCUUGCUGCGCUCAGUCUGGCAAGUGGCGCUAUGGCAAGUGGCGCCUGCAGUCUCAUGUGACCCGUUGGGAGCGUGUGCUGUGUUACGCAAGGACUUCUAGUCUUGCUGUCACCAGUGUCGAGUGAGCGAUGCCAGGAGCUGUUCGGAUGUAGCAGAUGGCCCCACUCGUUAGUUUUUCCUCGAGUAGUACUCGCAAGAGACGCCAUCGGGUGCGUGCUGCCAUGAAGUGCUCGGAUGUAGCAAAUGGCAACGCUCGCCAGCUUACAGCAGCGUAUUUGAGACAAGCGACAGGCAGCAUAGCUAUGUGUUGUAAACGAUAUCUGGGACUGCAGGGUCCAUUCCGAUUCUAUCGUUCCGAUUCGAUGCCGAGUUUGACUGGCUCGAUCCGAUUCGGUUCGGUGCUUGCAGGGCGCUGUUGUGAAUCCCAGCGCGGCCAAUCCGAUUCGUUUUCGAUUAUGUGCCCGUGUAGCUCUGUCUGGCGCAGGUGUUCUGAUCCGAUGUCGAUCGACUCUGCCGCGCUCCCAGGUUCGUCUUUUCUGCGCCCUGAGGCCUGUUCUCGUCGCUGGCCUCCCAGAGCCCUUUCCCGACCCCAGGACUUGCAGACAACGGCUCCGGAUGAAC
This is a messenger RNA of Prorocentrum cordatum, 1754 nucleotides long. Lineage: Eukaryota; Dinophyceae; Prorocentrales; Prorocentraceae. The record is from the annotation of a GenBank genome assembly.